AUGUUCCUGCAACAGCUAUGUGGUGUGAACAUUAUCGCGUAUUAUUCGUCCGAAAUCUUCAUCAAGGUGACAUCAGCCCGAAACGCCCUAGCCACAUCCUUCGGCUGGGGCGUGGUGAACUGGCUCUUCGCCAUCCCCGCGGUCUACACUAUCGACACGUUCGGCCGUCGCAAUCUCCUUCUCACUACAUUCCCUCUCAUGGCCCUCGCAUGGUUCUUCACCGGUUUCAGCUUCUACAUCCCUACCUCGGAACACAGCAAUGCGCAGCUCGCCUGCGUCGCGCUAGGCCUUUAUCUCUUCGGCGUGGUCUACUCCGUCGGCGAGGGUCCAGUGCCAUUCACCUACUCAGCAGAAGCCUACCCACUCUACGUCCGUUCGUACGGCAUGGCCCUGGCGACAGCAACAACCUGGCUCUUCAACUUCCUCCUUGCGAUAACGUGGCCCUCACUGCACGAUUCGUUCAAAGACCAGGGCGCGUUCUGCUGGUAUGCUGCGUGGAAUCUGAUCGGAUUCGUGCUGGUGCUUCUGUUCAUGCCAGAGACAAAGGGGAAGACGCUGGAGGAGCUGGACCAGGUGUUUUCGGUGCCGACGCGGUUUCACGCGGCGUAUGGACUGCGCCAGAUCCCGUACUUCUUUAAGAGGUAUAUCUUGCGUCGGCAGGUGAAGCCAGAGAUACUGUAUGAGAGGGAAGACCCGGUGGGUUAUUCGAGUGAUUUUGUUUUCAAUACUGCGGAUUGGAGCAGGACAAGAUACGUGCGGGGACAUUGA
Aspergillus udagawae is the source of this 768-nucleotide messenger RNA. RefSeq lists its product as uncharacterized. Bases 1 to 768 code for a protein of 255 amino acids. Gene Ontology annotation, molecular function: myo-inositol:proton symporter activity. Gene Ontology annotation, biological process: transmembrane transport. NCBI's taxonomy places the organism in Eukaryota, Fungi, Ascomycota, Eurotiomycetes, Eurotiales, Aspergillaceae. Gene Ontology annotation, cellular component: membrane. The record is from RefSeq and is a predicted model, not a curated record. The transcript has 2 exons.